This is a messenger RNA of Diaporthe batatas, 504 nucleotides long. RefSeq lists its product as uncharacterized. The transcript has 2 exons. The record is from RefSeq and is a predicted model, not a curated record. NCBI's taxonomy places the organism in Eukaryota, Fungi, Ascomycota, Sordariomycetes, Diaporthales, Diaporthaceae. The coding region runs from base 1 to 504 and encodes 167 amino acids.
AUGAUUAGUGCCAAAUACCUUUUGUUCUUCUCGGUCAUAUUCGGCUUGACCACAGCCUCUCCCACUUUCAUGGUGGCGCUGGCGCCGCAGGCGCCCCGUUCCCCGAGCCUUGCCGACGACCACCAUCUCUGCACCACGCCAACGAGUCCAUUCUAUCAGUACGGCAACCAAAGCUACCCGGAGAGGGUUAGGGCAGACUGUGAGAAACUCUCACAAGAGCUCAAGACCCAAGCCGACCGGCAUGGAAACUUCACCGAGGCGUGUGGGGUCCCAGCUGGGUAUAAGCAAUUCGGCAAGGAGGGCGACUGUACGCUGUUCCUCAUGUGUUACAAGACAACUGAGGGGAAUGCGGUUACGAUGGGCUAUGGCGAUGUUGCCGACAUUAUCAAGAUGGCCAUCGACGGGCUCCAAGGCUCUGGGCAGUCCGACAACUCGAGUAUCGUGGCAAUCAGUACUUCGUUUGGUUGUCAGCACUUGGCAGCGGACUGGGUUGUGGCACUGUGA